AUGGCAACGACCGUUCUAUCCGGCGCCGCAUUCGGUGCCUCGCUCGUGGCGGCGGGCGUCUACCAGCCCUCCGUCAUUAUUGCCCAGCUCAAGUUCGAGGACUGGCACAUGAUCCAGGCCUUCGUCACAGCUAUGGCCAGCAGCACCUUCAUUGUCUAUACUCUCGACAGCGUGGGUUACGUCCGCCCCAACCCCCGCAGUCCCUCGCGUCUGGGCCUCUUCUCCCAGUACGACGGCAACAUCCUCGGCGGGGCAAUCCUCGGCGCCGGCAUGGCCCUCUCGGGCUCCUGCCCGGGCACCGUCCUCGCCCAGAUCGCCGUCGGCACCAGGUCCGGCAUCUACGUUCUGGCCGGGGCCGCUCUCGCCGGCAUCGCCUGGACGGGCUCCCUGCAGAGGCUCAUCACGAGCAACGCCUGUGCCGCGGGGCCUGAAGGCCCAAGACUCACCGUCCACGAGCGCGUAGGCGUAAGCAGGGCCGCCGCGUUCGUCGGACUCGAGGCCCUCUACGCCGGCGUCAUGUACGCAUGCUUGACGUACGCCCCUGCCAGCCCUCGUGCCGUCGUCGUGCCAGUUGUCGGCGGUGCCCUGAUUGGCCUCGCGCAGCUCUUCUCUCUGCUCGCCCGCAAGUCGAUGCUUGGCGUAUCGACGUCGUACGAUGAGAUUGGGAAAUAUUUCUGGUGGGCCGUCCGUGGCGGCGGGGAGAAGGGAAAGCCCGCGUCGUAUAGCAACAUCCUCUUCUCUGCGAGCCUGGUCGCCGGCGCGUGGGUCCUCGCCCAGGCGUACCCCAAACUCGUGUCCGACGCCGCUGAAUCGGUCGUCUCUCCUUCGCUGGCCGCCGCGGGUGGAUUCCUCAUUGGGCUGGGCUCCAGGAUCGCGGGGGGCUGCACGUCUGGACACGGACUCAGCGGUGUCGCGGUGUUCUCGACCGCCAGCUUCGUCACCAUCAUGUCAAUGUUUGGUGCCGGGGCCUUGGUUGCCCCGUUCUUUUACCAGUGA
Molecule: messenger RNA, 996 nt
Organism: Colletotrichum graminicola M1.001
Lineage: Eukaryota; Fungi; Ascomycota; Sordariomycetes; Glomerellales; Glomerellaceae
Product: YeeE/YedE family protein
Exons: 2
Coding region: 1-996 (331 amino acids)
Cellular component (GO): plasma membrane
Source: RefSeq, a predicted model, not a curated record